Sinocyclocheilus anshuiensis is the source of this 1158-nucleotide messenger RNA. Its product is annotated as mucin-5AC-like. The annotation marks the transcript as partial. The transcript has 4 exons. The record is from RefSeq and is a predicted model, not a curated record. NCBI's taxonomy places the organism in Eukaryota, Metazoa, Chordata, Actinopteri, Cypriniformes, Cyprinidae.
ACAUCUACAUCAGCUACAACAACAUCUACAUCUCUCUCAUCAACCACUGAAUCAACAUCUGAAUCAACAACACCAACAUAUGCACCUCAAUCAACUACACCUUCUCAAACAUCUACAUCUGAAUCAACAACAACAACUGAACCAAGAUCUCCAUCAACUACAGAAACAUCUACAUCUGAAUCAACAACAACCACUGAAACUGCAACUACAUCGACUGCAGAAACAUCAACAUCUGAAACAACAACAUUUCCAUCAACAACAACAACCCCUGCACCAACAUCUACAUCUGAAACAAUAACAUCUACAUCUCACUCACCAACCACUGAAUCAACAUCUGAAUCAAAAAAACCAACUUCUACAACUCAGUCAACAACACCUGCUCAAGCAUCUACAUCUGAAUCAACAAUAAUCCCUGCACCAACAUAUACAUCAACAUCUAUAGCUUUAUCAGCAACAAUCGCUGCACCAACACAUACAUCAGCUACAACAUCUACAUCUCACUCACCAACUUCUGAAUCAACAUCUGAAUCAACAACACCACCAUCUACACCUAAACCAAUAACACCUGCUCAAACAUCUACAUCUGAAUCCACAACAACGAAUGAACCAAAUCAACAACAACAUCUGAACCAAUCUGAAUCAACAACACCAACAUCUACACCUCAUCCAAUAACACCUGCUCAAACAUCUAUAUCUGAAUCAACAACAACCACUGAACCAAAAUCUACAUUAACUACAGAAACAUCUAGAGUUCCAUCAACAACAACAACCCCUGCACGAACAUCUACAUCAGCUACAGCACCAUCUACAUCUCACUCACCAACCACUGAUUCAACAUCUGAAUCAACAACACCAACAUCUACACCUCAUCCAAUAACACCUGCUCAAACAUCUAUAUCUGAAUCAACAACAACCACUGAACCAAAAUCUACAUUAACUACAGAAACAUCUAGAGUUCCAUCAACAACAACAACCCCUGCACGAACAUCUACAUCAGCUACAACUACAUCUACAUCUCACUCACCAACCACUGAUUCAACAUCUGAAUCAACAACAUCUACACCUAAAUCAACAACACCUAGUUCCAUCAACAACAACCCCUGCACCAACAUCUACAUCAGCUACAACAACAUCGACAUCUUCAACAACAACCACUGA